Messenger RNA from Dermacentor albipictus, 1818 nucleotides. NCBI's taxonomy places the organism in Eukaryota, Metazoa, Arthropoda, Arachnida, Ixodida, Ixodidae. The record is from RefSeq and is a predicted model, not a curated record.
AGCGUUCAGCAUCAUCGAUCUUUCACGUUACCUCUGGCCUGGAUUUAAAAUUUUUACCGGUAUUUUCGAGUGCACGGCGGCACGGAUUCAUUCGUUCGUGCACUCAGACUGGUUCCUUCUUUUUGCUAAAACUAGUUUAUUGCGCUUCGAUGUCUCGCGUUACUUAACCUGGGGUGAAGUGACGUGUUUGCAAGCGGACAUGUAAUCCCGAAAGUUGGGUAUCGGUCGUGAGCCAUUCGGAGCACGUGUGUAUCGAAACGGGAUCUGGAUUCUGGUGCGGCUGACAAUGGCAAUAACGACAUGCAGCAAUGAGGUCGGCACGAGUAUAAAGCAACACACUCCAUGCACUAAACAGAAGCUGCUGCCUGCUACAACAAGGUCAUUGUGUGGACGUUGGCUACUACUACAAGAGUCUAUGCCAAGCAUAUCUUGGUCAUCACAGGAGCUCCUAUCCACACGAACAGAAAGGGGCUGGAGCCGAAUUUGCAAGGCUUUUACACCACAAACAAAGAAGAGCAUGCAGAAGAAUUUGCAUGAGAUAUCAAGUCUGCAGAUCACUGUGUCAAUACUGAAAAGAGCUUCAGCUACCAUUCCACCAGCAUGGACAAAUUGGCUGAGUCAUCCAGAUAUGACAAGCCUGUGAGGAAAGUCAAUUCAAGAUGUUUGAAGGUGUUGUUGCACAUCUUCUAAACAAGUAUCUUGGGAAAUACAUCAAAGAUCUCGACAGUGAGAACCUCAAUGUAGGGAUAUUUAAUGGUACUGUGCAGCUCACAGAUCUGAAGUUGAAGGCAGAGGCUUUGUAUGAAUUAGAGCUGCCCAUAGAAGUCAAAGCUGGCUGCAUUGGCAAGGUGUCUGUGGACAUCCCCUGGCUGAGCCUGUCCUCGGAGCCCGUGCUUGUCCACGUAGAGGAUGUGUUUAUCUUGGCCGCACCCAUUGGUGAUGAGCCAUAUGAUGCAGACAGGGAGCGCCUGCUAGCCCGGGCGCGCAAGUCUCGUAGGCUGGAGGUCUUGGAGGUCCCCCUGGCUGAGCUUGAUAAACCACGAGGGUUCGUUGAAAAUUUCCUUGGGACCAUCAUGAACAAUCUGCAGGUGUCAGUGCAGAAUGUGCACAUUCGCUAUGAAGACACGUUGAGCAGUGCCAAGCACCCGUUUGCAUGUGGUGCUGUGCUCCAGUCCCUGACUGCCAUCACCACCAGCAGCAAGUGGAAGCCAGUUCAACUGGAUUCUUCAUCCAAGACAAUCUACAAGCUAGUCAAGUUGGAGUCGUCCUCUGUCUACUGGAGCUAUUGCUGCCCAAGUGAUGGCUUUAUUCGACGUCAGCUGCCAUCGGCCAGCUGGAAGAACCUGAUGAAAAAGGCACUGGAAACAUUCAGCAUUGGCAAUGAGGAAUUUGACUUUGUUCUGAAGCCAAUAUCGGCAAAGGUCAAGGUAAUCUUCAACAAGUCACUUGAAUCCAAGGUCCCAAAGCUUCUUGUGGAUGUUCUGCUGCAAGAUGUGGCACUGCAGUUAUCGCGACAGCAGGAAUGGCCGUACGGGGUGGCAUCGUGCCACCUUUGAGCCCGCUGCACGUGUUCCAAGCCCACCAGACGGGGAGCCCUUCAGAGAACAUCGGAUGACAGGCAGCCACGUGGCGCGCUGUCAGCUCAGGAAUGUGGUACUUGGCAGCGCCACCGGGGACGGAGCACAGUUCCACGAAGCCCUCUGACGUCGGCGCCGGACAGCGGAAUGUGUGUUCCUAUGUGUACGUAAACUGUUCUGCGGAACGGCGCCCCUCGGACGUCGGCGCCGGACAUUGGAAUGUGUGUGCCUUUGUGUGUGU